Molecule: messenger RNA, 2986 nt
Organism: Antechinus flavipes (yellow-footed antechinus)
Lineage: Eukaryota; Metazoa; Chordata; Mammalia; Dasyuromorphia; Dasyuridae
Gene: SCD5
Product: stearoyl-CoA desaturase 5
Exons: 5
Coding region: 375-1511 (378 amino acids)
Biological process (GO): lipid metabolic process
Molecular function (GO): oxidoreductase activity, acting on paired donors, with oxidation of a pair of donors resulting in the reduction of molecular oxygen to two molecules of water
Source: RefSeq, a predicted model, not a curated record
AUCCUGAUUGGCCACAGCUAUCUAGGUCUUUCUUUUUGGUGUGCGCUCCCUGCCUCCCUCUCCUUCAUCCCUUCCUCUCCUCCCUUCUCUUUCUUUUUUCCCUUCCCACAACUCCCUCCCCCCCCAGCUCCCCACCUGCCCUCCCUCCCUCCUCCUCUCCCCUCUUUUCUCUGUUACUGUGCGGAUUUCAGCUUUGACCCAGCAGCAGCAGCAGCAGCAGGGAUGGGAGACUAGCAACAGAUGCUGAGCUCCAAGAUUUGUGUUCAUCGGCAACCUCCCUCCCUCCUUCCCCAUCGAAAGAGAACACAAAAGAAAAAGGCAAGUCUCCACAAUCCCAAAAGAGAGGAAAUGGCCGUGGCCGUUUGAACCAGAAAAUGAAACCCGAAAGCUCAACCGAGAGGCCGGAGGGGGUCAUCGGAGCUGCCGUUACUACUGGCUUAUCUCCCUCUCCCAGCAUGCCGGGGCCGGGGGCUGGCUCGGGGCCGGGGGCAGGCUCCGGGCCGGGGGCAGGCUCCGGGCCGGGGGCAGGCUCCGGGCUGGCUGCCCAGAAGGCUGCUUUUCUCAGGAAGGGCGCAGAAAGCCCGAGAGAAUGGACAGCGCUGGAAGGAAUCCAGGAGGGAGAUAGUAGGAAGGUGCCGGCCCGCCAGGGUAUCGUCUGGAGGAAUGUCAUCCUAAUGGCCCUGCUUCAUUUCGGGGCCCUGUACUCCCUCACCCUCAUCCCUAAGGCCCAGCUGCUCACUCUGCUCUGGGCAUACCUCUGUUUCCUCCUGACAGCCCUGGGAGUCACGGCUGGUGCCCAUCGCUUAUGGAGCCACAGGUCCUAUAAAGCCAAGCUGCCUUUGAGGAUAUUCCUGGCUGCUGCCAACUCUAUGGCUUUCCAGAAUGACAUCUUUGAGUGGUCGCGGGACCACCGAGUGCAUCACAAAUACUCAGAGACGAAUGCUGACCCCCAUAAUGCACAGCGGGGCUUUUUCUUUGCCCAUAUUGGGUGGUUAUUUGUCCGGAAGCACCAUGAUGUUAUUGAGAAAGGAAGAAAGCUAGAUCUCACCGACCUCCUUGCUGAUCCAGUUGUCCGACUCCAAAGAAAGUACUAUAAGACCACCGUAUUGCUCAUGUGUUUUGCCGUACCCACGUUGGUGCCCUGGUACGUCUGGGGAGAGAGUAUAUGGAAUUCCUACUUCCUGGCCUUCAUCCUCCGUUAUACCAUCUCCCUCAAUGUCACCUGGUUGGUCAACAGCGCUGCCCACAUGUAUGGCAACCGGCCCUUUGACAAGCACAUCAGUCCCCGGGAGAACCCAUUUGUCACUUUGGGUGCCAUCGGUGAAGGCUUCCAUAAUUACCAUCACACCUUCCCAUUCGACUAUUCUGCCAGUGAAUUUGGCUUAAAAUUCAACCCGACCACAUGGUUUAUUGACUUCAUGUCCUGGUUAGGGCUGGCCACUGAGCUUAAACGGGCUCCCAAGCAGAUGAUCCAAGCCCGUAAAGAGAGGACUGGAGAUGGCAGCGCUUGACUAUUAGAUCUUUAUCCAGAAUAUAUACCAUUUACGUAUUGGUUCUUUAUUUUGGGCAAUGUCGUCUUGAUGUUCAUUUUAUGGGGAUGGGGGGAAAAUUGUUGUGGUUUUAUUUUGGGAAUUAUUUAUUUUAAGAAUCAACUUGUCUAAUGUCUCAAAUCAAACUCUUCAUUGAAAUGUAAGAGGAAAAGUCAGCAAAGCUGUUAUUUAAUGUUAAUGUUCCAAGAUGUAAGAUAUGGAAUAGUCUUUGUAGUUACAUGUCAAAUGUACAGUCAAACUUUUUUAUAGUCUUGAAUCUGACUAGAUGAAGGAAUUGAUUAGUCUUUCUAAAUUAUGGUGAGCAUUAAAAAAAAUUAGUGACUAAUCAAACGUAGUUUUUGAAACAUAUUACAUGAAGAAUCCAGUAGGCAGAGUGAGAAAACAAAAAAAGGCAGGGGGUUAAGUAUGCUUUUGAAGAAAUUUUAUUCAGGGAAUGGGUUUGCUUUGUUUUCUUUAAGAAAGAGAGAAAUUAGGUAAAAUAAUAUAGAAGAGAAGAAGGAAAAUGGCUUAAUUAUUUUUUUACCCUUUUCCUAAGCUUAUUUCCUUCAGUUUCUUUGAUAAUUUUGUUUUUUGCUCUGCAAACCUUGUGUUUAAAGCUAUACACCCAGCUGGUCUUGUAAAUUGUGGCUCUUCUCAUAGUUAUGGUCUUUAUUUAUAUAGGAAACUAUUCCCUCUAUCAAUGUGGUUUGGCACCUUUCUGCAAUUUCUAAUGUUGGAAAGGUACCCAGAGCACUCAGAGGUGACCAGGGUUACACAACCAUUAUGUGACAAAGGUAGACUGAAAUCAAAGCUUUCCUGGCUUGGAGGUGAGCUUUCGGUCUACUACUCCAGUCUGUCUUUUAUCUAUUCUCAUUGCUAGUGUCUUGUGCAAAUAUGCCUGGUGCCAAAUAAAGUCCUCAUUUAAAUGUUGACAGAGCUGGUUUAUAGUCUAAUCAAUCACAGUCAUUGGUGCAUGGGCACUUCACCUACUCUCUCAAAGUAAGUCCAUUUAUUUUCCACAUCAGGCAAUCAGAUCAUAAUUAACUGGCAUUUAUCUAGAAUUCAGUGUCUACUAAUGUUUAAGUGCAUGCAGCAUUCAUUAAGUUAGCGUCAGAAUAUUAAAUGAUGAUUACAUAAUGAGCUUCUGGGUUUUUUUUUAAAAUGUGUGACAAGUUGCCUGGUAAGGAGCAUGUUGAAUUAAUGGAGCUUAGUGCCCUUUGUGUUACAUGUUAGCAAGCACAAGAGAAAAGCCUUACAUUGCUGGCAUUUGGAGCACUUUGAAAACAACUAUUUUUAGGAAGGAUGUAGAAUUUUAAAUUUAACAUUUUUUAAAGAAAUUAUUUCAAUAUGAAAUUGUCCUUAUAAUGUACUUGACGCAGAAAGUAUUUAACCGUGUUCAUUUGUCCAUUAAUGGUGUGUAAGUUUCAGAGUGAUUUACAAUAAAUGCUUAUGAAUUA